Messenger RNA from Lates calcarifer (barramundi perch), 2782 nucleotides. RefSeq names its product ribosomal protein S6 kinase-like 1 (gene rps6kl1). The transcript is spliced from 12 exons. The record is from RefSeq and is a predicted model, not a curated record. The coding region runs from base 221 to 2599 and encodes 792 amino acids. Gene Ontology annotation, molecular function: ATP binding; protein kinase activity. Gene Ontology annotation, biological process: protein phosphorylation. Lineage: Eukaryota; Metazoa; Chordata; Actinopteri; Centropomidae.
CUGCUGCUGAUGCUGAUGCUGGCUGCUGGGGCGGAGGGUCCAGGGCAUGGUCGCCUCACAUCAGAUGAUCAUGCUCUGCCACAAAGACCUAAGCUGUGGAGUCACUGGGUGCACACGCACACAGAGCCCAGUGACAACAGACAGAAAUGCAUCCUGUUGUUGAUAAGACCAGGGAGCAAAGGCCCAACUGGACCUUGACGGGUCCAAAACAAAGACAGCAAUGGCAAAGAGAGAUUACCUGGUGGAGGCAGCCAAGCAGAUCCGCAUGGCACUGGACAGCGAGGUCAAUGAGGACUAUGAGGCAGCUUUCAGUUACUAUAAGAAUGGGGUGGACUUACUGCUGAAUGGGGUUCAAUUGGACCCUAACAAAGAUCGCCGGGAAGCUGUGAAGAGGAAGACAACCCAGUAUCUGAAGAGAGCUGAAGAAAUCUUCAUAACACAUCUGCAGGAUAACCUAGGGAAGGGAAGCUCUCAUUUAGGGGGUUACAGCAGUCUGAGAUUCCGUCCAAUCAGACACUUGAGUUCACCCGUGGAGGAUCUAGAGAUGUGUAAGGUUGUCGGAGUGACUGAUAAGGUCAUGAUUGUCCAAAGUAUGGUCAAUAAGGAAACAUUUGUUGUAAAGAGUCUGGUCAAGUCAAGCUGGGAGAGCAGGGACCAGCCAACCAUCAUUCCUCAGGGGGUGCCAUACAUGGUUAAGUUGCUAAGGUAUUAUGUCAGUGAAGAUGCUGUGUACCUGCACCUUGAGCAUGUCAAAGGUGGGAGGCUCUUCUCCAAGCUGCACAAGCUGAGGAGUGAGAAGGCCAAAGAACACCCAGAAUGCUUCACAUCUGGCCAGCACAGCAUCAAGCUGAAGACCAGCUACACCUCUCCCACAAUCAGCAUGGACUACCAGCACAGCAACAGAGGAGGCACAUCGGUGAUUCCCGAGAAAUUAAAUGACGAGAGCCCAGAUACGGAUUUCCCCACUUCAUGGGAUGAGACCCAGCAGCGUCUGGAGAGCUGCGGGACUCACUCCUACAUCGAGGAGACAGGUUGUCUGCAGAACACACGCUCUGCAGCAUCAUUUUACACCAAGCUUGACCGACUGAGUCUGCAUUCCGGCCCGCCGAGGACACAGGUCAACACCCGCAUCCAUCCACCAGCUCCUAGUUUGUGUUUGCACUCCAGUGAAUCUCAGGAAAAGCCUGCUCUUCCUCUCUCUUGUGCCCGUGUCAGUCAAGCUCUUGACGUCAUGUCCGAACUCCAGAAAAAGAAACCUGGAAUGGGACUGAUAGAGUGCAGCUCAGAGUUCGAAGUGGCUUGGAAAGCUGCGGAUCCAGCACACAACUGUGAGAAAAUAAACCCCUAUGCAGUGACUGACGGUGAUUUACACAGCACACUAGGACAAACUGCACCUCAUACAAUUCAGACCUCAUUUAUAAAAGCAGGAGCGCCAAACAGUGAAAAUAAUGGUUUGAGUUCCUCCCCUGCCAUUCUGCAUCUUCCCCUCCAUUGCCAAACCCAGAUCCGUGGCAGGGCAUCAUGGGAUAUCAAUGGCUCUAACCAAGGAUCUGUUUUAUGUGGUAACUCUGCAGACAUAGUUACAGACUCAAAGCAUGACAGAAGCAGUCCCACCACAGAGGAGAGGAAUGGUAUGGUAGUCAUCAGGAGCACAGACAGAGCAGUAUUUUCUGACCACAUAGACACAAAAAUCACCUCAGAAAGCUCCUGGCCUUCUUCCACUUCACUCUACCACAGCACUGCAGGAAAACAGGGGACACUGUCAGGGGUCCCCCUUUCUCUUUCAGGGGUGAAAUACAAAGGGGAAACAUGCUCCAGUGAGGCAAGAGAGGGAGUAGAGGAAGCCUACGAAUUGCUGAGUCCUAGAGAGAAGGUGGCACCUGCAAAAGUAGGAUCAUUUAUGAGCUGGUUCUCCUCUGGCCCCCCUGGAGCCCCACCCCACAGGAGAGGAGAGGACAAGGAUGCUUUCGUUAAACCAGAGGAAUCAGAGGGGCAGGGAGACGAUCAGAUCAUCGAGGUGGAUGGCUGGUGCCACCUGCCUCGGUUCCCCGUCAAGUCCUCCGCACCUGCAGGUAAGGCCACGCAGACCUGCUGGGGGCUUCCCGAGGCAGAGGUGCGCGUCUGGGGGGCACAGAUCCUGUUGGCCCUGGAGAGUCUGCAUCAGCAAGGCAUCCUGUGUCGGGAUCUCAACCCUAGAAAUGUUCUGCUCACCAGCAAUGGAAAGGUGUGUUUGACAUUUUUCGGCCAGUGGAGCGAGGUUCAGUCAGAGAUUAGCUCCAAAGCUAUGGAACAGAUGUACUGUGCUCCAGAAAUUGGUGGGGUGUCCAGGAUUACAGAGGCUUGUGACUGGUGGAGUCUUGGGGCCUUGUUGUUUGAGCUUCUAACAGGAAUGCCGCUGUGGCAGCUUCACCCAGCAGGAAUCCACUCUCACACCCAACUGCUCAUCCCUGACCACCUGAGCGCUGCAGCUGCAUCUCUGCUCACUGAGUUGCUUCAGUUCGAUGCUGGCUAUCGCCUGGGUUCUGGAGGUGGAGGUGUGAGUGACAUCAAGUGCCAUCCCUUCUUCAGCAGUAUCUCAUGGAAAGCUCUGAGCUGCUAGCAGGUGUGGUUGAAGCACCUUUGAUCGCUCUGUACUCCACUGGAAGGGAAGAUGAAUGCUUUCCAAGCAGAGUCCAAGCAUCCUCGCGUGGCCAAAUCGGAUGCAGCACCAGAUUCUGCUUUCCUUUCGCACUUUGUGCUUUCCAAAGAAAAAUGACAAAAUAAAAACAGAAACAUGAGCAAA